Olea europaea var. sylvestris is the source of this 447-nucleotide messenger RNA. Its product is annotated as VQ motif-containing protein 20-like. Gene Ontology annotation, cellular component: nucleus. NCBI's taxonomy places the organism in Eukaryota, Viridiplantae, Streptophyta, Magnoliopsida, Lamiales, Oleaceae. Bases 1 to 447 code for a protein of 148 amino acids. The transcript has 2 exons. The record is from RefSeq and is a predicted model, not a curated record.
AUGCAUGAUAGAUUUAAAAAAAUAAAAAAUACAGAGAGAAUCAACCCUAUUACUCCAUCGCCUUUGAAGAUAAAAAAUGAAUGGCAUUUUAUCAAGAAAUCACCUGUAUCAAGAUUGUCUUCGUCCAUAGCUAAUGGCGUGGCUGCCACCACGACCAAGCCUCAACCGCGACACCCAGUUAUCAUUUACGCUGAUUCUCCCAAGAUAAUCCACACGAACCCUCGUGAUUUCAUGAUAUUGGUGCAAAAACUCACUGGACUCCCACGCUCGAAGGAUGAUGACGAGUCUUCUAAACAGAAAUCCGAGACGAGUAGUCAUCACGAUGAUGAAAAUAUUGAGAGCCCUGAUAAAGAUAUCAUGAAUAAUGAGAAUGACAGCAGCAAUACUAUGGGGAAUGGCCAGGCAUUCUCAAAUCGAGAACUUGAUCUAGCUACUAAACGGGUUUAA